This is a messenger RNA of Bemisia tabaci, 737 nucleotides long. Lineage: Eukaryota; Metazoa; Arthropoda; Insecta; Hemiptera; Aleyrodidae. The record is from RefSeq and is a predicted model, not a curated record.
AUGAAAAUUUCUGACAGGAGGUACACGCUGAUCAUAUGUUUCCAGUUGGCGUUAGUGUUAAUUGAUAUUUGUUUCAACGUCCUCUCCAGUGUGGUUUCCGUCAAGAAAGGAUUUCAGUUGACCGGUUACAUAAUCCAAGAUGCUUUGCAGCUGGUUGCUUUUGUGAUCUUGUCCAUGAGCGUCUUCCAAACGAGUGUCUUUGAGGCCGGAUUCGUGGAGCUUUUGUACAAAAAAUUUCGGAUCACGAUGCUGACGGCGUCGAUCUACUUCUUGUCGACGGUGAGCUUUCAAAGUUACGAUAUGAUUCUUCGGUGGUCCUCCUCGUCCCCCAGCCCUCGGUGUCCGUACUUAUCGGCUUUGCAAGUUUUACAAUGGACAGUUGCGCCGAUUCACUACUACUCAUACAAGCGUGCCGCACUAAAAAUAAGUGAUCCGAGGUUGUAUCGAGACGAUUGGAUCAAUCAUCAAUUGAAUCACAUUCGCUCAUGAUCUGAGAGACUUGCGGACAGAUUCCAUGGAAUCCUUAGCCAAAUUGUGCCUACUCCAUCUUCCAACGAUUCAAACCAAAACUGCGUCAAAAAUUACACAGGAAACCUUACAAUUAAUGCUACUCGGUGUUUUAGUAGGCUGAAAUUCCUAUCUGCUUGGACUUAACAAGCGUCGUCGCUCCAGAAAGCCGUUACAAAAAUGACCUUAUUUAGCGAACAAAAAAUAUCCAUGCGAGGUAUACUGCCGUG